UCUUACCAGAUAAAAAAUACUUGUAGGAGUUUGAUAUAUGUAUGAGAGAGUGAAACCAAUGGAGGCUGCCAGACCCAGAGGCGGUGGUGAUACCGGCGGUGGCGGUGUGGCUAGCAAGAAGAGCUUCAUAAUCCAAGUACUGACAGGGCCGUGGUUCAUGGCGUUCGCAUCAUUUAUAAUCAUGUCCAGCAUCGGCACACCAUAUGCGUUUGGCCUAUACUCCAACGUCCUCAAGUCGGAGUUCGGCUAUGACCAGAGUACCUUGAACUUUAUCAGCUUCUUUAAGGACAUCGGUACUAACGUCGGCGUCCUCUCCGGCCUCAUCGCUGAGGUCACACCCACAUGGUUUUUGUUAUCAUUGGGAGGAGUGAUCAACUUUUUUGGCUACUUCAUGAUAUGGUUAGCCGUGACCGAAAGAAUGGCAAAGCCGCACCUGUGGAUGAUGUGUGUCUACAUCUGUCUUGGGGCAAAUUCAACGGCUUUUGCCAAUACUGGAGCACUCGUCGCCUGUGUGAAGAAUUUCCCAGAAAGCCGUGGGGUGGUCUUAGGACUUCUAAAGGGAUAUGUUGGCCUUAGCGGCGCUAUACUCACGCAACUAUACCAUGCUAUCUACGGAAAUGACUCAAAGUCUUUGAUUUUGCUCAUAAGCUGGCUUCCGGCUGCAAUAUCUUUCGCUUUUCUCCGGACUAUAAGAACCAUGAAGGUCAAUCGGCAGCAGAACGAGCUCCAAGUGUUCUAUAAUUUCCUAUAUAUGUCACUUGGCCUCGCCGGGUUUCUUAUGAUCAUGAUUAUAGUCCAGCAAAAGGUUAAAUUCACGAAGAGCGAGUAUGGGGGUAGUGCAGCAACCGUGCUUUUCUUGCUCUUUCUCCCGCUUCUUGUUGUAAUCAUGGAAGAGCACAAUCUUUGGAAAAGGAACAAUAAUUCUUCCCAGCUGAAAAUAAUCACUGACCAGCAGAACACGAAAGUGUUAGAAAAGAAAGAUGAAAACAGAAAUCGAAAUACUCCUAAGGAAGCUACACCAUCUCUUCCACCGUCAACUUCUGCCAAAACUACUUUGGUCCCUGAGCUGCCAAACAGACAAAACCAAGUAUCAUGCUGGAGAAGCGUAUUCAGGCCGCCAGAGAGAGGCGAGGACUAUACCAUACUCCAAGCCCUCUUCAGCAUCGACAUGUUAAUACUAUUCUUUGCAUCAAUUUGCGGCGCCGGAGGCACCUUAACGGCAAUAGACAAUUUGGGGCAGAUGGGAGCUUCGCUCGGAUACCCAACUCGAAGCAUAAGCACUUUUGUGUCUCUUGUAAGCAUCUGGAAUUAUUUUGGACGAGUAAUGUCGGGUUUGGUCUCUGAAAUACUUUUGAAAAAAUACAAGUUUCCUCGCCCUCUCAUGCUCACUCUAGUCCUCCUUUUAGCAUGUGCUGGUCACCUUCUAAUCGCGUUUAACCCUCCCGGCGGUCUCUAUGUGGCAUCCAUAAUCAUCGGGUUUACUUAUGGUGCACAAUGGCCGUUGAUUUUUGCAAUAAUCUCUGAAAUUUUUGGCCUAAAGUACUACUCUACUUUGUACAAUUUUGGUACAGUGGCUAGCCCGAUUGGAUUGUAUAUCCUGAACGUUACAGUCACUGGACAUUUAUACGAUAAGGAGGCUAAGAAGCAACUGGCUGCAUUGGGACUCGAAAGGAAGGCUGGGGAAGCUUUGAAUUGUGAUGGGGUUGACUGCUUCAAAUUGUCUUUUUUGAUAAUGACUGCAGUGACUUUGUUUGGCUCGCUGGUUUCAUUCGUGUUGGUGCUUAGGACUAGGAAGUUUUAUAAGAGUGACAUUUACAAGAAGUUCCGGGUGGCGGCUGUGGCAGCCGAGAAAGAGAUGGCGGUGGCAGGAAACGGUAUUGGAUCCUUGGAGGCAAAUGGUGGCGACAGCCGUUGACUUUAACAAGGAAAGAUAGAUAGAUGUUAGAAGAAAGAGACAGAUGGAUAUUCAUCCAAAAAAAAAAAUAGAAAGAGACCGAUGGAAAGGAUAAUUUCAAGAAGAAAAAAGGGCCACACAGUCCCAUUUAUUGUAAUGCGAAAUGUUGUAACAUUGUGGGAUUUUCAUUGUUUUUUUGUAGAGAUCUUCCUUGAGGUCUUCGAAAAUGUUAAAAAUGGAAAUCCUGCCUUAAAAUGAU
Molecule: messenger RNA, 2153 nt
Organism: Alnus glutinosa
Lineage: Eukaryota; Viridiplantae; Streptophyta; Magnoliopsida; Fagales; Betulaceae
Exons: 2
Coding region: 38-1915 (625 amino acids)
Biological process (GO): transmembrane transport
Cellular component (GO): membrane
Molecular function (GO): transmembrane transporter activity
Source: RefSeq, a predicted model, not a curated record